UGUCAUUGCUAACUUUUGCAGUGAAAGUUCGUCCACAUUCACUGCAAGUCAACACCCCUCUGAGUGACAGUGACGUGUCUAGGUCACAGCAAACAUCUGGCAACAAUUCUUACGCCGAUUUGUUCGUGGAGAUGGCUAUCUCCAAGGCAGUGGGGUUCAUUGCCACAAUCCUUCUUCUGUAUUCAUUAAACGCACUGGGACAAGAAGAUGAAGAUCUGCCAUGCAACCGUCGAGAUGUUGGCAUUGAAGGAAGGUCUGUAGUGUGCGUCUGCACCGCUACGUAUUGUGACACCAUCACUCGAAGGGAUCCUGAACCUGGCACUUACGUCGUUUACACUUCUAGCAAUGCAGGUCAACGAUUUGAAAAGAGUUCUGGACGAAUUUUGGAGGAAGUAAAUAAUGGAGGGACUGAAGAUGACGCGCCCGCGGCUGGUGAUGGUGCUCAAGAUCCACCUGAGGCUUCUCAGAUCUGGAACAACGUUGUCCUGAGAAUUCGAACUAUUUCUCGUCACCAAUAUAUCGAAGGUUUCGGAGGAUCAGUCACAGAUGCUGCAGCCAUCAACUGGCGUAAAUUAUCCGACGCUACUCAACAGCAAUUCAUAGAUUCUUACUUCGGGCCCAAAGGAUUGGAAUACAACCUCAUUCGUGUACCGAUCGGCGGCUGUGACUUCUCCGAGCACCCUUACACUUAUGCUGAAACCCCGUGGCACGAUACUACUCUAUCUAACUUUUCACUGUCUUCUGAAGACUAUUUCUUAAAGCUACCAAUGAUCAGGAGAAGUCAACGAGUAGCGACAGACGAGAUAAAAAUCACUGCGAGUACUUGGUCUCCUCCGAUUUGGAUGAAAACCAACGAAGCGAUUACUGGUUUUGGACAGCUAAGACCACAAUACUACCAGGCUUAUGCUGACUACCACUUACGUUUUAUUGAGGAGUACGACAAAAUCGAUGUAAAGAUUUGGGCUAUCACCACAACUAACGAGCCUAUUAACGGGAUCGUACCUUUUGUGCAGUUCAACUCUCUCGGGUGGGCUCCUUCACAACUGGGUCGCUGGGUAGCGAACAACCUUGGUCCAACAAUCAGAAACUCCCCAUACAAUAAGACUUUAAUCUUGGGUGUUGAUGACCAACGUUACCUGUUGCCAAUUUACUUAGCAGGAAUGGAAAGAGAAGAUCCUAAAUCAAUUGACUAUCUGGAUGGUAUUGCUGUACAUUGGUACGGAAACUUCUUCCCACCACAAACGCUAUCUUUAAUCCAGAAUAGGUAUCCUGACAAGAUUAUUCUAGCAACUGAAGCUUGCGAAGGUUCUAUGCCCUGGCAUUUGGAACAACUAGCAAUUGGGUCCUGGGAAAGAGCACGCAGAUACGUCACAAGCAUCAUCGACGAUCUAAACAACUUCGUAGUCGGCUGGAUCGACUGGAACCUGUGCCUAAGCCCAACAGGCGGCCCGAACUGGGCAGAUAACUUCGUAGACGCACCUAUCCUUGUAUACGGUGAUAAAGACGAGUUCAUCAAACAGCCCAUGUUCUAUGCUAUGGGACACUUCUCCAAGUUCAUACCGAGAGGCGCCCGCCGCGUCACGGUCUCUCGCGCAAGCUUAGCGACUGUCGAAAAUGUAGCUUUCAUUAAGGAAAAUGGCAACAUUGUUGUUGUCCUUCAAAACAGGUUGAGGAGAGUAAUGAAUGUUAAGCUCAGGAUCAGCAAUCGAAACUAUAUUGAUAUUGUAAUGGAAGAGAGAUCCGUGAAGACCAUAGAAAUCAACCCAAGCACACCAGCAUAAGUAUUUAUUGUGUGAUUAUUUAAAUAAAAUUAUUUAUAUUUGUAA
This is a messenger RNA of Trichoplusia ni (cabbage looper), 1826 nucleotides long. RefSeq names its product glucosylceramidase-like. Gene Ontology annotation, molecular function: glucosylceramidase activity. Lineage: Eukaryota; Metazoa; Arthropoda; Insecta; Lepidoptera; Noctuidae. Gene Ontology annotation, biological process: glucosylceramide catabolic process. The transcript has 15 exons. Bases 132 to 1781 code for a protein of 549 amino acids. The record is from RefSeq and is a predicted model, not a curated record.